This is a messenger RNA of Xenopus laevis (African clawed frog), 3552 nucleotides long. RefSeq names its product solute carrier family 35 member E3 S homeolog (gene slc35e3.S). NCBI's taxonomy places the organism in Eukaryota, Metazoa, Chordata, Amphibia, Anura, Pipidae. Gene Ontology annotation, cellular component: membrane. The transcript has 6 exons. Gene Ontology annotation, biological process: organophosphate ester transport; carbohydrate derivative transport; nucleobase-containing compound transport. The coding region runs from base 443 to 1504 and encodes 353 amino acids. The record is from RefSeq and is a predicted model, not a curated record.
CCAUUUAUUUAUUUAUGCAUUUUAUAUACUUUGGUGAGGAUUCGCCAUCUUUGUCAAGGGCUGCUUAGCCAAACCACAGCACUGACUGACUGCUCACCGUUGUCAUUGGCUUCUUCCUCCUUGCGAUCCGCCGCUUCGUGCCGGCCUUGAAUGUAGCUGCUGUGACGUGUCAAGCAACUUGCGCGAGCUUCUUCCCCGCCCUGUCUCCUACCACAUGGCAGGCAGUCAGGAAAGGGGCGGGGAGGAGGAGAAGGAGGAAGAUGUGUGAGUGAGGCGCUAGAUAUAUUGGGAAUGUCACUAUGCCUUGAGCUACAGAGUUGCACUUACGAAAAGCUGUCGUUUCCUCCUUCUCCACUCUCCCUCCCCAUACUCCAACUACAGCCCGAGCCCUUCAGCUUGCUUCCUUUAUUUUGAGGGGAACUGAGACCCCCUGCUCGUGGAUAUGGCUGCCUAUAGCCCGUGGAGGAUUGCUGCUGGUCUCCUGGCCAACCUGCUGUCAUCUAUCUGCAUUGUGUUUGUAAACAAGUGGAUUUAUGUGCAUUAUGGAUUUCCCAACAUGAGCCUGACGCUGGUGCACUUCCUGGUAACCUGGCUUGGACUGUACAUGUGCCAAAGACUGCGGCUCUUCUGCCCAAAGAGUCUGUCUGCUUCCAAAGUGGCCCUGCUAGCACUUAGCUUCUGCGGCUUUGUCGUAUUCACUAACUUGUCGCUUCAGAACAACACCAUAGGUACUUACCAGCUGGCCAAGGUCAUGACCACUCCAGUCAUCAUUCUCAUCCAAACAAUGUGCUAUGGGAAGACUUUCUCCUUAAGGAUUAAGCUCACGUUGAUACCAAUUACAUUGGGAGUGUUCCUGAACUCUUACUAUGAUGUGAAGUUUAAUGCUCUGGGAAUUCUAUUUGCUGCUCUUGGUGUUUUGGUGACAUCAGUAUAUCAAGUGUGGGUUGGAUCGAAGCAGCAUGAGUUACAAGUGAAUUCCAUGCAACUGCUUUACUACCAGGCCCCUUUGUCAUCUGCUAUGCUGCUGGGUAUCGUUCCCAUAUUUGAACCAGUUUUUGGAGAAGGGGGCAUUUUUGGACCUUGGUCGCCUUCUGCUAUAGCCAUGGUACUCCUCUCUGGUGUAAUUGCCUUUACGGUAAAUUUAUCCAUCUACUGGAUUAUAGGAAACACUUCACCUGUCACGUACAAUAUGUUUGGACAUUUCAAAUUUUGCAUUACUCUUUUGGGAGGAUACCUACUAUUUCAGGACCCCCUUUCUCUGAACCAGGGCUUUGGAAUUCUCUGCACGCUUUUGGGAAUUUUAGCUUAUACCCACUUCAAAAUCAAUGAACAGGAAGUGUUUAAAAAGAUGUUCCAUGUGGCCUUGAAGCACAGACUGAAGCUUGUCCUUUCCCUGAGGAAACUACUAGAAUUUGUCAGUACAACAUACAAGGGUGCAGUCUCUUUUACCCCCCUACAGGAAGAUCGUUUCAGUGAAAAUUGUAUUGAAUAUUCAAUAAUAUAAAGACCACACAAAUAUUUAUUGAAUAUACAAUUUCUCCAAGUGGAACCUGCAGAAGAAAUACACAUUUGCAUACAAGUGGUUUGCUUUAAUCCGCUUUAUAAACUUCCACCAAAUGUAUUUCCUCAGGUGUAAGGUAAUUUUGUUUGUGUUCUAUCCAUGUUCUAUCUAUAUCAUGCACUGCCUGUGAUGAAUGGAAUGACUCCAACCUACUAUACAGCAAAUAAUGGUUAUUUAUAUAUUAUAUACAGUAUAUUACAUUGUAGGUGAGAUUGAAAAAAAAGAUAGGAUUCCACUUUUUAUCAUUAAAACCUGCCAAACUUAGAGGAAGGCACCCCCAAGUUCUAGGCAGAUGACACACAGAAAUGCUUUAAAAGGUGACCUGUCACAUUAAAACAUGUAUAAUAAAAAUCCCUUUUAUAAUUAAAUAUCCAUAGUUUUUAUACAUUAUUGCCUUGAGCAUCUGCACAAUCACUACACAUUCUGCAUUCCACCUCCCUCCUUGCUGUCUAUAACCCCCACAUCAUUUCCUACUUUUUGGCACAUACACAAGAUUUAGGGAUGAUGCAAAGCUUGCAAGUAACUCCACCUUUAAAGUGUUACUCUUAUUUAGCAUUCACCACCACCAAGGGGUUACAAAACUUUCCUUUAAAGACCUUGUUUAGAUGGGUACUCACAAACACAUAUUGUCAACUUGCAUGUAAAAAAAAUCAUGAAGUACGUCUCCUGGUAAAAGCUGUAAGAUGACAUGCAGCAGCAGAUAGUGUAAAAUACCUUUUUAUUUUUUAAAAAGUAAAAUGUUAAAAUGCACUUACAUGGUGUUUGUUAUAAAAAAGCAUAUCUAUGCCCCGUCCUGCUGGAAGCUCCCCCUUGAAAUGUCCGCGCAGAGUCCCAAAAGGCGAGCCUUUUUUUAGGGAGUUGUAAACUUAGCUUAUAUCGUCCUUUCCUCGUGUGUGGUAUGGGGUGCCUUCCAGUGACGUUACUUGCCUUACAUGUUUCGUCCUGCGACUUCCUCAGAGGCUUAAUUCUACUGCGCAUGUCUCCUGGCAACACUUCCGCAAAUCCUACAUUCAUUUCCAUGGGGAAGCGUACUUCUCUGUCUCUUAUGUUUAGCUCCUCCUACUACUGCGACCCAACUCUCCACAGAGUCCUAGGUCCUACAAAUGUUCUACUUCAACUUCUGAUCCCCAUUUACAACAUUUUUCACAAAUACAGUGCUAUUAUUAAUUCGAUUUUAAACUCACAUAUUUACACAACAUUGGUCGAUACUAAACGGUUAUAAAGGAUCUCUUACAUAAAAAAAUGUUUAUAAAGGAUCUCCUAUAUAGAAAAAGGGGGUCUCCUAUACAAAAAAAAUGUCCUAUAUAGAAGAAGGGGGAGGCACCUAUAGAAACAUUUUUCUUUGGAACAAAACUUUCAGAUGAAAUACUCUACAUUAACACCACCUUAUAGACAUAUCUCUAUGUUAUCCAAUAAGUUAAUGUUUUUCACUUUUCCUGUUUCCCCUUCAUCUGACCCAAGAGUAGACGACUCAUAGGAAUGCUCUUAGGUUUAUAUCUAUAUUUAUCCAAUUGGGUACAGAUGAUUCCAUUUUAUGUAUCCAUUUACUCUAUACCUGACUUUUGGACUGCAUAAGGGAUCCCCUUUAAGGAAGUGUAAAAGGGGUGUUUUUUUGUUUAUUUGUCUCCAAUUAACAAAAUAUAUACCAAAAAUAUAUACCAAAAUUCCUGACGUGGAGGCAAGUUUUAGAUGCAUAAAAACCAAGUGUCCUGCCAAAUAGAUCCUCCAGUAGGCUGCCAGCCCAUUUAGAGGCUACUAAAUAGCCAAUCAUAUCCUUUAGUUAGCACCCCCCAACAACAUUUUUCAUGCUUCUGUAGCUCACUAACUCUUUUUUAUUUAACUGUGGCUCAUGGGUAAAAAAGGUUAGGGAUCUCUGUUCUACGGUAAGAUCUGCCUUCCACCAUAUCUAACUCUUAAUGCUUCAUGUCCUUAACCAAAAGUUGUUUUCAGGUAGUUUCACCAGAAAUAAAGAUUUUUGUUUUUAAAAUGUU